Pedinophyceae sp. YPF-701 is the source of this 975-nucleotide messenger RNA. NCBI's taxonomy places the organism in Eukaryota, Viridiplantae, Chlorophyta, Pedinophyceae. The record is from the annotation of a GenBank genome assembly.
AUGCGCGGCGUGCUGGAGCGGUACGGGCCGCUGCCGCCGCACGGCGUGUUCGUGACAGGGACGCACAAGCGGCACGUGGUGAUGGUCGGGGGGCUCGGGGACGGGAUGCUCGCGUGCAGCUACGUCCCGCCGCUGGCCAAGAAGCUGGACGCGAUGGGCUGGAGCCUCGCGCAGGUCCAGAUGUCGUCCUCCUUCACCAUGUUCGGCGGCUCCUCCCUCGACAAGGACGCUCACGAACUGAACCUCCUCUGCAGGCACCUCAAGGCGAAGCACGGCUCGCGGGCCGUGGUCAUCGUCGGGCACUCGACGGGCUGCCAGGACGCCGUGCGUUACGUCAAGCGGCACCGCGGCGACCCCGAGGCUCCUCCUAUUGCCGGCGUCGUGCUCCAGGCGCCCGUGAGCGACCGCGAGACGUUCGAGACGCUGCCGGACUCGGACAAGCUCGUCUUCGUAGCGAACGAGAUGCUGGCGUCCGGCCAGGGCGAGGAGUUCAUUCCGCAGGCGCAGCUCACCGCGAUCGGCGGCGAACUGUUCCCGCCCGGCACCCCAAUCACGGCGCGACGCUUUUUGGACCUGUACGACCGCGGCGGCGACGACGACAUGUUCUCCUCCGAUCUCACGGACGCGGAGCUGCGGAAGCUGCUCGGGCACAUGCUGGGCGUCCCGACGCUCGUGCUGCAGGGCUCGAACGACGAGUACGUCCCCGACCACGUCGACGUGGGGGUGUUGACCACCCGUCUGACUGCGGCGAUGGGCUCGAGCGCGCAGGCGCGGAUCGUCGAGGGCGGCACGCACGGGCUGUGGGGGAAGGAGGCGGAGGCUGUCGACGCCAUCGCGGAGUUCGUCGCCGGCGUGCGGGGCGGCGCGGGGCCCGUAGCCCAGAUGGCGCGACGGGGGUUGGGCUUCGUAGCGCGGAGAGCGGUGCCGUGGGCCGCGGCGGCGGCCGCCGGGCUGGCAGCUGGGAAGAUGUUGUGA